Molecule: messenger RNA, 1295 nt
Organism: Spodoptera frugiperda (fall armyworm)
Lineage: Eukaryota; Metazoa; Arthropoda; Insecta; Lepidoptera; Noctuidae
Gene: Ufm1
Product: ubiquitin-fold modifier 1
Exons: 3
Coding region: 303-1265 (320 amino acids)
Biological process (GO): protein K69-linked ufmylation
Cellular component (GO): nucleus; cytoplasm
Source: RefSeq, a predicted model, not a curated record
UUUAAAAACCGCAUAUAAAUGCAUUUUUAACACUUGGUAUCUUUCAAUCUACUGUUUAAAAGCCUACUUAUAUCCCUUCUGGAAUGUAUCCGAAUGUUGUAUGUAAAUGACUGACAUUUAAAAACGUGUAUACGUCAAAGGUAAAUCGUAAACGUCACUUUCAUUUCGUGUGUUGCUCGAAGUUGCGAAAAUAUUGAGAAUAUUUUUUCUUAACUACAGUUGAUAAUUCUAGAAUAAUGUCGAAAGUAACUUUCAAGAUUACUCUAACUUCUGACCCAAAACUGCCGUUCAAAGUAUGCUGAAUGGUCCAGGGUACUACGUUGAAGUUACAAGGGUUUAAAAUGGACACUGCUGUAGUAGAACAGUUCCUCAACUUCUUCCAAGACUAUAUUGGCCUGUGUCAAUGUGAGAGCUGGCCUGACAAUGACACUACAGAAGCUGAAAUAAGGAAUGCCUUACUCAUAGCACAACAUGUUGAGAAAAGUUUGGAUAGACUGCAAAAGAAGAAAGUGAUCAGUGAAUUCUUAUCUGUGUUGAAUAGUAACAAUGAGGCAUCAAGUAAUCUCAUUAAAAACUGCUUAAGUGACCCACCAAAGUACAUUUUAAAUAAGAUAAUUAAUUCUAACACAAAGAUAAAUCAAAUGGAUGUCGGCUUUAGAAUAUUUCUUGAGUUGUUUUCUGAGGAAAAGUUGGAAAAUUGUUUAACUGAGUUAAUGCUUGAGGCAGCAUCCAAAGAGACUUUACUGAGAAAUGUCACAAAUAAACUACCUCGGGAUAAAAUACUAGAAUUUAAAAGCAAAUUACUGUUGUUACAACUUAAGUCAAGUGAAUCUGAUGUUGUAAAGUUAUUGACGAAUUGUUCCCAAGACUUGGUAGAUGUGUUAGUAGUCAGUUUGUUAAAUAACGAGUCACAAUAUGGGAAGGCUGUACAAUUGAUAGCCAAUGGGAUCCAUGAGGUAGUGCUAAGUAAGGACAGUUCAUCUAAAACAUUUUGGAAAUUCCUGUUUCAAGUUGAAGAUAGAUACUUUACUGAGAUGUGUAUUGAGAAUUCUGAUAUAUUCAUUUACAUAGUAGAAGCUUUGACAGACUGCAGUAAGUUGUUGAGAGAAGGCUUGUCCGCCAAAUCGUUUUACAUAGAAUUAAGUCAUUCCGAGUUGGUUGGUGUUGUACAAAAAAUAUGCAGUAAAGAUUGUUUGAAAUCAUUGUUUUUUGAUACUAUAAAGAAUUAUGAUAAUGAUUUGGAUUAUUGGGAGGCGAUGUUGUAAAUCUUUGAAUAUAAUUGUGAUUUUUUUAAA